AUGGCCGAAGAGACGGGGCCUAUCUUCACUGCCGUUUCUAGCAACGCACACCAACUCUACACUUUACUUCAUUGCAUUGGCUUUGCGCGGAAUGCCACCGUACAAAUAACGCCGGACGGAAUCCGCUUUUCUGUGGAGGAAGCGCGAGUGGUACAAGGACUCGCGUUCCUUGACAAAGCUCUUUUCACCACCUAUACCUUCAAUCCGACCACCACGCCUAGUAACGAAGAUGACGUUACAAUGGAAGAUAUCGAACCAGACGGUUCAAAUUAUCCCUGUUUUGUUGUAUCAUUGUCAGCCCUGCUGGAAACAUUGAAAAUAUUCGGAGUAGGCGAAUCAUCGUCCACUAGCGCCAGCAGGGCAGCCAGCGUCCAGCCUUCAACUGUUUCUGCAUCUAGCGCAUUUACGGCGCCAGCCUUACUUCUCAAUCGUUCUUGUACGUUUCAGUACUCGCAUUACGGCUCUCCUCUCAGCAUCACCUUAGCAGAGACUGGCGUCAAAACUGUUUGCGAGUUGACAACCUACGAACCGGACGAGGGUGAACUCGACAUCCCGUUUCAGCGCGACGGUAUUGUCAUGAAAAUAAUUAUGCGCUCCGCCUGGUUACACAACGCAAUCACGGAGCUCGGUGCAACGAAUCCGAAAAUCUUGAAAAUUUCCGCAUCCGCAAAAGAAGAACCAUUCUUUACCCUCUCUGGUGCCGGUGGUCCAUUCAGCGAGUCGUCAGUGGAAUUCUCGAUUGAGCAAGACGGCCAAAAUAACGGAACACAAUCAGAUACGCACCGCAAAAUACUAACGAACGACGGAACAACUCGAUCACGAGCUACAAGAGCCAAACUUGCCCCCACAGUUACAGAGACCUUUCUUGUUAGUCCGCCUUCCUCAAUGGGAUCUCGCUUGAAACAGGACUUUCGGUUUGGCUUCAUCCAGAAGGCAUCCCGCGCCAUGGCGGUGGCUACCAAGGUGAGCAUACGCGGCGAUCGACAGGGUGUGCUGAGUUUGCAAUUCAUGAUUGAGUUUGACAAGGCCGGAUCUGCCACUACAAGCAACAGUUCGCGUCCCGUAAAAGAAUCUCGCGCAUCAACCGUCAGCUUCGUGGAUUUCCGUUUUGUACCGUUAGUCGAUGAAGACGAGCUUGGGGGUGCGGAGGUUCGCGAUGACAUGGAUUAA
Molecule: messenger RNA, 1170 nt
Organism: Aspergillus puulaauensis
Lineage: Eukaryota; Fungi; Ascomycota; Eurotiomycetes; Eurotiales; Aspergillaceae
Gene: RAD1
Product: putative DNA repair protein Rad1
Exons: 1
Coding region: 1-1170 (389 amino acids)
Biological process (GO): DNA repair; DNA damage checkpoint signaling
Cellular component (GO): checkpoint clamp complex
Source: RefSeq, a predicted model, not a curated record